ACUAGUUUGAAUUUUGUUUUUUUAUCGAGGGGACGCAAUUUAACCACAGGCGCAAAUGGCAGGCAAAAAAUUCUUCUCUUAUCCCUGGGAACAAAACACCAGAGUCCACAGUCCAAGGCUUCUUCCCCAAAUAUCCGCUUUCUAUCUACCUUCUCGGAUUCGGAAACCAUUUCUCCGACUUCGUUUCAAACAUGGUCUUAGGAUCUUCUUCCUCACUCACUUCAACGCGCCUUUCCUUCCCUUCAAACAUAUCAUCCAUCAAAACCUCCAAAAAUCCACCUUCUUUUCACUUGCUCUGCGUUAAGGCCUCCGCCACCAACUCCCCCCCUAAAGCCCGUUUUGUCGCUCGUCGAAAGGAGUCCAUUUCCGUUCGCCAGUUGAACCGCCCUCUUAUUGAUUAUAUGAGCUUACCAGCGAGCCAAUACUCGGUGCUGGAUGCAGAAAGGAUUGAGAGGGUAGAUGAUAAUACAUUUAGGUGUUAUGUAUAUAGGUUUAAGUUUUUCAAUUUCGAGGUUUGCCCUGUUUUGCUUGUUAGAGUUGAAGAACAGCCUAAUGGUUGCUGUAUUAAGCUCUUGUCUUGUAAGCUGGAGGGCUCACCAAUUGUGGUUGCACAGAAUGAUAAGUUUGAUGCUUCUAUGGUCAACCGAAUAUCGUGCAAUACCAACCGAAAUGACUCAUUAGUACAAGAGCUUACAUCGGACGCAGUUAUUGAGGUCAACAUCGAGGUUCCUUUUGCAUUUAGACCAAUUCCAUUGGGAAUGAUUGAAUCAAGUGGGACCCAAGUCCUUGAACAAAUACUCAGGCUGAUGCUGCCCCGUUUUAUGGCGCAGCUUGUUAAAGACUAUCAAGCAUGGGCUUCUGGUGAUACCUCAAGGCAACCUCUUGGAACCGGGGAGAUAUGAAAUCACGCAAGAUAAGAUUUCUUCGAACUCUCUUUGAAAUUGGCAUCUUGUUCAAUUUUGGCAGCAUAAUAUGUUUUGACUGUAAUAUUUAGGCAGUUUAGUGUUCCUCAGCACUGAGGUGCAACAAAUUAAGAAAAUUCAUUAUAUUCAUCCAAUGUCAGUCAUGCAGACUCUAGGAUCAGUAUAUUCCUCCUAUUCUGAUAUGAAAUUCUGGCAACUGUUUUCAGUUUUUUUAUUUGGAUUUUAAGUUGGAUUAAACAAAA
This is a messenger RNA of Gossypium arboreum, 1165 nucleotides long. RefSeq lists its product as uncharacterized. Lineage: Eukaryota; Viridiplantae; Streptophyta; Magnoliopsida; Malvales; Malvaceae. The coding region runs from base 192 to 902 and encodes 236 amino acids. The transcript is spliced from 6 exons. The record is from RefSeq and is a predicted model, not a curated record.